GUAAAGCGAAGACAACGAGUAGUUUUGAAGCAUGAGUAUUGAAAUCUAACAAAGGUCCCAAGAACUCUUCCUGGGAUUCCUUUCACUGAAUGUUUUUGUUUCUGUCCUCAGUACAGAAAUUGGAUGUUAUUGAUGAAUUUCGGCAGUGACACUAAAUUGGCAGCCCUUGCCAAAAUGGAUAAGGAAUAGACUGUUAAUACAGGAAGAAUUCGGUUAUGUCAUACAAGACACUACUAGAAAUUUGGUGAAAUGUAUGCAUGUUGAAGAAUAAUCCAUUUUUUACUUAUGAAAUCAGUAGUAAGCAAGAAUUUUAUCAGCUGUGAGCAAAUUAGCAGGAGAGGAGACCUUGAUGUCCCAGUUAGUCACCGAAUGACAGUGUUCUCAUUAACAUGGCAGGUAUGAGUCUAACUUUUAUUAUGGGAAGCAUUUCCAGUACAGACAGAAAAGUAUUGGUUUGUAAUGGGUGCUUCUGUGAUCUCAGGAAUAGUCUAUGCUAUAGAGGUCAUUCGUGCUCGAGAGGGAUAAUUGCAGACUAAAUGAUGUGCAGGAAAAGAGCUAUGGUAUUUCCCAGAAGUUCCUUGUUGUGGCCGCCAUAUUCUGUGACUAUUUAUCCCCUACCCUCCUUUUCCUCCUCUUGCUUCACCAGUGUGUGUGAAUACGUGCAGCCCUCAAAGUGGAGGGCGGAAAAGAAGGGAAAACUAGUUAGGGAUCCCGGUUAUUGUUCCCUUUCUCCCUCAAAUCUGGAAAAAGCUGUAUGUGGUCUCAACCCCUGGGGGGCAGAGGGGUGUCAGGCCAUGCAGUCCAUUCUGGAGGUUCCAGUCUUGCAGUUCGCUGUUUGUGUCUGUGUACGUGGAGGGGUGAGAGGAUGAUAUGUAGGAUCUCCUGCUCCCUGGUGCUGUUAAAUGUAGCCCUCACUCUGCAGCCAGGAAGGUCUUCAUGCACCUCCCUACAAAAAAUGUUAGAGCAGUGAGGUUCUGGAGUGGCCUUGGCCAUACUUGGCUCCAGAGCAGUACUGGAAGCAGAACACCAGCCUACUUCUGAGCGGACAGAAAUUAGUACCCGAGAGGGCUUCUGUGGUAUGAAACCUUCUAUCUCAAGAAAUGUGGUGGGAUCCAGAGGCCCCUUCCAAUGCCAGUAAUCACCACAGACAACACAGAAUUCUCAGGAUUCUGAAUGUUGGGAUUGGGAAGGAAUGUACAGUUGUGCAGGAAAAACUCAGAGAUGGGAGGAGUGGAUUAUAUGGGGCUUUGUCCUCACCAUUGCUCUCUCCACCUCUCCCAAAGGGAUCCUUUUGCCAUCCACCGGCAGCACAUGAACCGCAUGCUGUCUGGGAGUUUUGGGUUCGGGCCACUCCUUGGCAUCACGGAUGGGACCACACCUGGGGCUCGCCAGGCUGGCCGUAGGAUGCAGGCAGGAGCUGUUUCACCCUUUGGGAUGCUCGGCAUGGCAGGUGGCUUUAUAGAUAUGUUUGGGAUGAUGAAUGACAUGAUUGGAAACAUGGAGCAUAUGACAAGUGGUGGUAACUGCCAGACAUUUACCUCUUCAACUGUCAUCUCUUAUUCCAACCUGGGUGAUGGGCCCAAAGUCUAUCAGGAGACCUCAGAGAUGCGUUCAGCACCUGGCGGGAUCCGUGAGACAAGACGAACCGUGAGGGACUCGGACAGUGGCUUGGAACAGAUGUCGAUUGGGCACCACAUCAGGGAGAGGGCCCACAUCAUGCAGCGGUCCCGGAACCAUCGUACAGGUGACCAGGAGGAGAGGCAGGACUACAUCAACAUGGAUGAAAGUGACGCAGCCGCAUUUGAUGACGAGUGGCGGCGAGAGACAUCCCGGUUCCGGCCACAGCGGGGCCUGGAGUACCGGCGUCACGAAGGCAGCGGCGGCCGGCGGGCCGAAGGGACUCGUCUCGCCAUCCAGGGCCCUGAGGAUUCUCCCUCCAGACAGUCCCGCCGGUAUGACUGGUGAACUCGGAACAGACCUCUGGGGGGUGCAGCGUGGCCACCCCCAAAUCUACCUACACGCUCUUGUACAGACAGUGAAACUCUGAAGCCCCUUCAAAGCACCACUUGGAUCCUCCUCAAAUUUAGUAUUAACCUCCCUCCCACUUAAGAAUUAAAACAAAGCAACUAAUCUGCAUUGCUCUUUUCCACCCCAUUUGGGUGCUGCAGUGGGGCAUGGGGAAUCUCACUGAUGUGCAAGGAACACGUUAAUUGCCCAUUCCCUCUCUGCUGUCCCUUGGCUCUGUUCUUUCUGCCAGUAGUGCUGGGCAUGAGGAGCUGCCACCUUGCCUCUUCCAUAAUUUCCACUCUUUCUGUGCUGGGUUGGGCUGGUUCUGAGGUUUAUGUUCAGUCCCCUGUGAAAGGAAUAUGAGGGAAUUCUGCUAGAACCCCCUGUCAGUCCCCUCACCGGGACGGAGAUUUCGAUUCCCCUGCUGCUCCUUGGUGCAUCUGUGGAGAAGCAGAAGGAUGUGUGCAUUGGAGAAGGGGGGAGCAGAACAAAAGCUGGAUCAGCCUGUGGGCCCCCUGACCCCUCUUCAAUCAGCUCCCCCUCUUUUUUAAUUUGUGAGACCUGUAACUAGAUGUUUACUGAAUAAAGAAACAAACUGU
Cinclus cinclus is the source of this 2606-nucleotide messenger RNA. It is a transcript of the gene MLF2, whose product is annotated as myeloid leukemia factor 2. The record is from RefSeq and is a predicted model, not a curated record. Gene Ontology annotation, cellular component: nucleus; cytoplasm. Bases 1174 to 1965 code for a protein of 263 amino acids. The transcript has 7 exons. Gene Ontology annotation, biological process: regulation of DNA-templated transcription. Lineage: Eukaryota; Metazoa; Chordata; Aves; Passeriformes; Cinclidae.